CCUAAAAAUACAUUUUCUUUGUUUUCUUUUGCUUUUUUUUUUUUAUUAAUAGACAUGAACGAGCCUUGGAAAGAAGAGUGUAUAGCCUAUGAAGACAUCAAAAAAGAUAUAGAGUCAAGACAAAAGCAUCAUAAAUGGACUCAAGAAGACGAAAAAGAUCUUGAAACUGUGAUUCGCUCUGAAGCAAGCAGAAUUGAUGCUUUUAUUAAUAGAAAAGAAAGAGAAAUAGAGUCCCGUAUUGCUUAUUGUGAGCGAAUGUUGACUCAAAAACGACUUUCAUCAGCAAGUAGUCGUGAAACUAUCCGCCAUGACCUGAAAGAUAUUCUUUUGGACCUGAAUGACCUUGUAAAAUACACUCGUUAUAACUUUUUAAUGUUGCAAAAAUUGAUCAAGACACACGAUGAAUCGAGGCCAAAUUAUGCUCAUUUGCUUUUACUCAAUAUCACUCAAUCAGCAUCGCUUGAUGUUCAGCGAUUUGAUGCAACCUUGGUGAAAGCAUUCAGUCUACACGAACUGUGUUAUGAAGAACAACAACAAAAGGCAAAAACUGCCAGCUAUUGGGUUCAUCCUGAUCAUCUAAAUGAACUCAGGGCUAUUUUAUUGUUUCAUUUGCCUGAAUCAAAGGCCACUAAAACCAGCUGCCUUUAUAUUGAUAACUCCGAGUUUAGCGUAUACCAACAAUGCCUUGAGCGUGAUACAGAUGCUGAAUCGAUUUAUUUCCGCUGGGUUGGUAAUAAUGACACCAUCUCUGUUGAAAGAAACGCACGUCAUGUAUCCGAUAGCUUCCCAUUGAACGUUGACAAAGUAGAUGAUUUUGUUUCCGGUGUUUAUUCCGUAGACCACUAUGUUGCUGAUUUGCGUGCCAAGAAUACACCUCAAGAAACACUGGACGCUCACUAUCGUCUUGCCGCAGGUGUACAAGCAUCUAUAUUAGAAAAACAACUCAAGCCUGUAAUGCGCACUUAUGCAGAACGUACUGUAUUUGAACUAUCUUAUGCACGCCUUACACUGGAAACAGACUUGACCUUUGUACGUGAAACAAAAGAUGUUGGUAAUGUCUGGCAUCAACCUCGUAUUGGCUCAGAUACUAGUCAAUUUCCUUAUGCUCUACUCCAGAUUGAAUGUCAAACACCCAUAGAUCAUGCAUGGCUGACUGAACUCUUGGACUCGAAUCAAGUAUAUCAAGUGCCUUGUUUUUCAAAACAUUUGCAUGGUAUUUUUCUCUUUUGGAAGUCAUGUUUGCCCCUGUUGCCUUGGUGGUCAAGUCAGAUGGAACUGGAUAUUCGUCAUGGAACACAGUCAAUCAGCGGCAAUGAAGUAUUCACACAAUGCAAAAACCUAAAGACGUCUGUGGAUGGAAAACAACGUAUUGGCUAUCUCGAAUCCACUAUCGAAUACAUGUCUCGUCUUCAACGUUCAGAAACCAAAAAGGCUUCCCUUGUACGUUCUGUUUCAACAAGAUCAACAAAAAUGCCCAACUCUAGUCUUAGACAAAGUGGAAAUCCGUUUGAAGACCCUAUCUGGGCAAAACAAAACGAUGCUUAUGAACUCCCUAUGUUUACACUUCCUGAUCGACCUGCCUCUAGUCAUGACACAUUAGGUUCUACUAAAAACUCAAGUGUUCGUAUUGUACAUGAACAUCAAGACAGUUCUUCUACACGGCUCCUUGUAGACGAAAAGACCUCUUCAAUCAAAAAAACAGAUAAAGAAGAAAAGUACCUUGACACCUAUUUUGGCAAGGAUUUGGAACAAGGCAAACAAGAAGAAGACGAUAAUGAAGACAAAAAGAAAAAGAAGAAAAAGAAAGACGAAGGUGGAGGAGGAGCUAUUGUUGAGCCCAAGACACUGUUUGCUAAUGAACGUACUUUUAUUCAUUGGCUUAAUUUUGCUGCUACUUUAUUGACUACUGCUCUGACACUCAUGAACUUUGGUGAUCGUAUCAACAAAAUUAUAGGUGCCAUCUUUUUUGGCAUUGCAUUUCUCUUUGUGUUUUAUUCAUUUGGUUUCAACAGAUGGCGUGCUUACCGUAUUCUCUACAAGCCUCAUUUGCGUUUUGAUGAUAUGUAUGGUCCUGUCUUUUUAUGUGUUUUGCUUGUUGGUGCUCUUGUUCUGAACUUUGGAUUAAGAUGGAAUGCACCAAUGUCAACAACAUCUUAUCUUGGUACAAACGCAACAACAUCGGAUACAUCUGCUUAAUCAAUACUCUGUAUACCCUUUCAAUGACAUUCUAUUAUUUGCAAUAAAGCUAGAUGUGUAUUCAAAUAGAUCCAUUGUCAGACUAAUGGAAAUGCAAUUAAAAAAACCCCGUCACACUUUGUACAAC
Messenger RNA from Gilbertella persicaria, 2323 nucleotides. Its product is annotated as VTC domain-containing protein. The transcript has 2 exons. The coding region runs from base 55 to 2196 and encodes 713 amino acids. The record is from RefSeq and is a predicted model, not a curated record. NCBI's taxonomy places the organism in Eukaryota, Fungi, Mucoromycota, Mucoromycetes, Mucorales, Choanephoraceae.